GGUCAUAGCGCACGCACGCCGGUCAGUUGGUAGGAUUCGGACUCUGAACAAUCCAUCAGUAGUGAUCCUCAAGAUCUGCACUAGCGCCUGUUCUAGGAAUUGUCUUCACAAACGGUAGGGAAUUGAGAGUUCAUCAGCUCAGGCAUCACGGUGACGCCUGUAUGUGCCUCAUUGCCACUGACAAUACCAACCCGAUCCUUCUGUUUCUGGCCCGGAUAAAGAGCCCAUCGGGCAUCAGCGCAAUAGAGAACUCCAACCUACAGAAUACACACACGCUUGCGGGGUGCACAUCCAUUCCGUUCUUCUGUUUCUGUGUGGUAGGGCAGUGUACGAGAUGGCGGGAGACGGCGAGCUUAAGCUGCUGGGCCUUUGGGCGAGCCCGUUCGUCACCAGAGCGAAGCUCGCGCUCCAGAUGAAGGGCCUAAGUUACGAGUACAUCGAAGAGGAUCUCAGCAACAAGAGCGAGCUCCUGCUCAGCUCCAACCCCGUGCACAAGGCGGUGCCCGUGCUGAUCCACAACGGGAAGCCGGUGUGCGAGUCGUCGGUCGUUGUCCAGUACAUUGACGAGGCCUUCGCCGGCACCGGCCCUUCCCUCCUCCCCGCUGACUCCUACGAACGCGCCAUCGCUCGCUUCUGGGCAGCCUACCUUGAAGACAAGAUGGUGACGCCAUGGGCGCGGUGGUUCAGCGUCAAGACCGAGGAGGAGAAGGCCGAGGCGAUGAGGCAGGCGAUCGCGGCGUUGGGCGCGCUGGAGGGAGGCUUGAAGGAGUGCUCCGGGGGGAAGGAGCCCUUCUUCGGCGGCGAGAGCGUCGGGUACGUGGACGUCCUUCUCGGCGGCAUGAUCUCGUGGGUGAAGGCAACCGAGCUGCUGUCCGGUGCCAAGAUCAUUGAUGCUUCCAAGACGCCGCUCCUGGCCGCGUGGAUGGAGCGCUUCUGCGAGCUCGACGCGGCCAAGGCGGUCCUGCAGGACGUUGCCGCGGUGGUCGAGUACGCCAGGGCGCUGGAGGCGCGGAUUGCCGCCGCAACUCCAGACAAUUAGUAUAAUGGAACCCGGCAUGGCGAACGUGACUCCCAUUAGGUUGUUGGGAAAUGGGUGUUGGGAGUUGAGACACUACGAUCUCUUAUGCGGAUCGGAGGUUAUUCAAUGUCGCCGGUGCUCGUCUGCAUCAGCUGAUCGAUGUAAUAAAAUUAGACGUAGGGAAUACAGGGGUGCAAGUUGCAAGCUUCUAGAAUUCAGUGUUGCUGGCUCAGUUCAUUUCUAUCUCGUUACUUUACUUUGAAAUACAGAUUCAAUAAAAUUAGGUUUUCCUUGA
This is a messenger RNA of Setaria italica (foxtail millet), 1313 nucleotides long. Its product is annotated as probable glutathione S-transferase GSTU6. The transcript is spliced from 2 exons. Bases 335 to 1039 code for a protein of 234 amino acids. Gene Ontology annotation, molecular function: glutathione transferase activity. Gene Ontology annotation, biological process: glutathione metabolic process. NCBI's taxonomy places the organism in Eukaryota, Viridiplantae, Streptophyta, Magnoliopsida, Poales, Poaceae. Gene Ontology annotation, cellular component: cytoplasm. The record is from RefSeq and is a predicted model, not a curated record.